UCAUGGAGCAAGAAAAUUCGCGGCGCCUUGAAAUGUGAGACCAAGUGCGUAAAACACUUUCCAAUCAUACAAUACCCCAUCACCCGCAAUCAGUUUCCUCCAUCUCUUCCUCUUUUUCUUUCUUCUCCAAUUUUUAAAAGAGUAAAGAAAGAAUAACUUUAUGAAGAAAUAAAAGAAACAGAAAGUAAUUGAAUAAAGUGGUUGUAAGAGAAGUAGUGAAGUACAGUGAAUUUACGUUGCCGCUGGAUCUCUAAAGCUGUCUGUACCGAAGCAACUUUCCAAUUCUGAUAUAUUUUUUCAGAAGUUUUUUUUUUGCUAACCGAGUAUUCUGGCCCCACCGAAAUGAUCCAGACUAGAGAUCGAAGUGAGCAUGGACGCUGCCAGGAUGUCACCAUGUGGCUCACCGUGUAACGGUCUUCGGUCUCGGAUGCUGCAGCCCAUAUGUAAAUUCCGCAGUAGCUAAAGCUCGAACCCAGAGGCGAACAUUCCAGCUGGAGCUCCUAUACCACUAGACCAAAGCAACUUGUUGUUUUUUUUUUUUUUUUUUUUUUUUCAGAAGUUGGAUGAAACUUCUUUUUUGGUUACAAAUAACUCUUUUGUUUCUAUAGUUAUUGUCAAGUUGCUUUUGUAGGUAAAGUUAAUCACAUUUAUUAAAUAACAAAAGUCUUUUCUUUAUCAAAUCUUUAAACUGAGAAUUAGUGAUAGAGAAACGACCGAACGUAUCCAUAUUAUGAUGUAAAGAACAUGAAUUCUAAUAUCGAAACAUAACAAACAUCUUUAUUCGUUUUAAAUCUAAUAGUAUGAUGCUUUAUACUUCAUAACCUACCCAACUCAUCGCCAAAGCAACCCGUCAGGUCACAUUUACAAACCAAACUAAACGUAAUCAAGAUUCAUUUAACAAAAUACAAUAAGACAUUUCAUAUCCAUACAUAAUACAUUCGUGGAAUCAUUAUUCGUAGAGUUGUUCAUCAGUAUCGCAUAUGUUGCAGGUAGUUGAUUUAGAGAUUACAUGAUGAUGUAAUGUGUUACCCAGCGUUAAAAAAAAAUACAUUCGUGAAAUGUAAGCACGAUGCAAUUGGAUGAAAGGGAACGUGACAUAUGAUAAAGGCCAUAAAGGUUAUACAAAAAAAGUAAGAGAGCCACUAUAUCAAAUGGUCUAAACCCACGUGUUGAAUUGUGGGAAGAUUGCUCCGCCAUUAAGUAAACCAUAUAGCCGUUAAUCAAACACUACGACAAGACUCAUGACUCCUAUAUAAACCCUUCAAGUCUCUGACCACCAAUGUUCCUUUCCAUGCUAAUUAAGCAACAUCUUCUUAUACAUUAUUUAUACAAACACCAUAAACAAUUUAUUGGUUAAAGCUUAUAGCUCUUACAAAGAUUACAAAAAAGAAAUGAAGAAAGCUACGGCAUUGAUGAAACGUAUCGUUGUGUUGUUGAGCUCCGUAAAGAACAAAACAAGUGCCUUCAAAACAAGACUCAUGGUGUUGUCUCUCGUGAAACACAAGAAUGUCGGGUUCCGUUCCAUUUCCAACAAGAUCCACAACCUCCUGGGCCAUUCUGAUGAUCAAGACCACGACCAAGACCGAGACGAGAGCAAGGCUAUAAUCCUCUACAGCAGUGGUGCAUCCACAGUGGCUCAUCAUGAUAGUUACGACGUACUAGAGGAAGAAAGCGACAAGUAUCCUGAUCUGAGGCACACACUGUUCGAAGGGGAUGAGGAUUUUGGGGAGUUGGAGGAAGGUUCCGUGAUAGAUAUGGUGAAGAACUCGAAGGAAGAAGAAGGAGAGAGUUUCAAGCUAGAAGACGAGAUCGACCAUGUCGCAGAUCUCUUCAUUUCAAGGUUCCAUAAGCAGAUGAAGCUCCAAAAACUCUUGUCCUUCAAGAGGUAUCAAGAGAUGCUAGCCCGAGGCACAUAAAACUCAUAUUCAUAUAGUCUCAUAUUACGAUAUUUGCUAACGUUUAUAUUUUGUGUUGUCGAUCAUAAAUCACUUGAUCUUCUUAUUUUUCUAUAGGAUCAAACAUUAUGAUCUCUUUAAUGUGUUUUCAAUUAUCAAGUUGGAUUGAAAGGAUUAGCUUUCUUAUAUGUGUUUUCCCAAUUUGUUAUUUUCCAAUAAUAAGAAACAAUUCAAAUCGAAA
Brassica rapa (field mustard) is the source of this 2136-nucleotide messenger RNA. RefSeq lists its product as uncharacterized. The record is from RefSeq and is a predicted model, not a curated record. Lineage: Eukaryota; Viridiplantae; Streptophyta; Magnoliopsida; Brassicales; Brassicaceae.